Messenger RNA from Trichomonas vaginalis G3, 312 nucleotides. Its product is annotated as serine threonine-protein phosphatase family. The transcript has a single exon. NCBI's taxonomy places the organism in Eukaryota, Parabasalia, Trichomonadida, Trichomonadidae. Bases 1 to 312 code for a protein of 103 amino acids. The record is from RefSeq and is a predicted model, not a curated record.
AUGGGUUUCUUCAGUAAGAUAGGAAACUUCUUUCGAAAUGUUGGAAGAGGUAUAUGGAAUGGAAUAAAAUCUGUCGGAAGAGGAGUAUGGAACGGUGUCAAAAAUAUUGGUAAAAGAGUAGGUCAGUUUGUUGGUAUUAUACCUAAAGACCCUGAACCAGAAGAACAAGCUCCUGUUAUACAACAGCCUGAACCUGCACCACAGUCUAGUUGGCAACCAAAUCCAACAGUUAGUAUACAUAUCUUCAGUACGGUGGCACUGCGCGCCAUCUUACCGAAGAUAUGUCAAUCUGACACUUUACAAAACCACUAA